Pocillopora meandrina is the source of this 14463-nucleotide messenger RNA. The record is from the annotation of a GenBank genome assembly. Lineage: Eukaryota; Metazoa; Cnidaria; Anthozoa; Scleractinia; Pocilloporidae.
AUGGCUCAGCGUAAUUUAGAAUGGUACAGCGUACACACAUAUGGUGUAGCGCUGCGGGAAAUGGCUCAGCGUAAUGUCGAAUGGUACAGCGUACAUAAAAACAGUGUAGCGUUGUGUGAAAUGGCUCAGCGUAAUGUCGAAUGGCACAGCUUACAUACAAACAGUGUAGCGUUGCGUGAAAUAGCUUAGCGUAAUGUCGAAUGGUACAGCGUACAUAUAAACAGUGUAGCGUUGCGUGAAGUGGCUUAGCAUAAUGUCGAAUGGCACAGCGUACACACAAAUGGUGUAGCGCUGCGUGAAAUGGCUCAGCGUAAUGUAGAAUGGUACAGCGUAGACACAAAUAAUUACUGACCCUCAUAAAAUCCUAUUGUUCUCUCUCAGCAUUAUAUCGGCGAUUUCAGCCUGAGAAAAUAUUCAAUAUGAAGGGACGACUAAAAUCGUCGAUGUAAUGCAGAGAGAGAACAAUAGGAUUUUAUGAGGGUCAAUAAUUAUAAUAGUUAAUUACUUCGGUUCGCAGCAUUAUUGGGUAUAAUGCUGCGAACCUCAGUAAUUAUCUAUUAAAUAGUGUAGCGUUAGGUCGAAUAGCUUUGCAAAACAUCAGACGCUCUAUCUGAAUAUUAAAUUGUUUAGUAUUACUUGAAAUAUUUCGAUGUUGUGGCGAAUCGUCAUGGCGUGACGUGAAGGCCAUGCCAUUCCUUUAUUAGCUAUGCUAUCCUGAAGUUGAUCCUUAAGCCGUCUUUGUAUUUGCUGAUCUAUACGACAUCCUUGUAUUUUUGGUGGUGACGGCCGCCAAGGCAUCUCGCCGAAACCACCAAAAAUACAAACCGCAAAUGGAACAGCGAUCUGCUGGGGGCAUGACGUUAUCGAAUGUGAAGACUGACACGAAACCAUUACAUAACGUAGUCGCUGUAUGGAAUAGUCUUCACUUCGCUUUGCCGUAAAACAGAGCUAAUUCGGUAAGUUUCUCCUCUUUUUUCACUGCUGAUAUUGCACUUAUUUGUUGUCGUUCAUGAAAGCGUCAAUUAAAAUAGCAACGAGACUGAGUUUCAGCUGCAGGAUAGCAUAGCUAAUAAAGGAAUGGCAUGGCCUUCACGUCACGCCACGACAAUUUAAUGUUCAGAUAGAGCGUCUGAUGUUUUGCAAAGCUAUUCGACCUAACGCUACACUAUUUGUGUCUACGCUGUACCACUCGACAUUACGCUGAGCUAUUUCCCGCAGCGCUACACCAUAUGUGUGUACGCUGUACCAUUCUAAAUUACGCUAAGCCAUUUGACGCAACGCUACACCGUUUGUGCGUACGCUGUGCUACUCGACGUUACCUUCAGCCGUUUAACGCAACGCUACACCGUUUGAGUACUGUAUUGCAAAUGAGUGCUAAGCUAUUUGUAAUUGAGCUAGUCCAUUUCACAAUCUCAUGUUCCAACUCAACAUGGGCUACUAGACCGUUUCUCAUUUUGCUAAACUAUUCAUGUUUAGGGUGUUCUGUUUCACGAAGGAAAACUAGACUGUCUAUAAUUUGGCCAUGCCAUUCCUUUAUUAGCUAUGCUAUCCUGCAGCUGAUCCUUACACCAUCUUUGUAUUUGCUGAUCUAUUUGACAUCCUUGUAUUUUUGGUGGUGACGGCCGCCCAUAGAGAUGCAUAAUAUGACUGGUUAUGCAAAUGUUAAUCAAUGUUUGUCACGCAAGAUGCGGCUUUGCAUUGAGUGCUCUCUCGAGCAUUGCGUUACAUCAAAUUUUGCGUGACUGAAACAAGAUCUAUAUUGGUUCACCGUUUGAGGUUAAAUCGACGAAAAAGAUUUCCGUGGAUUCUCAUCCACUUCAGAUGGAAACGGCAGCGCAAGAAAUCUUGACGGAUAAAACUAUCAAUCCAGUGUUCCAGAGAGCCUAUAAUGUCAGAGGAUGGGUCAAUACUCGCGCUUACGAAAUAAAGCACGAAAUGGCACUGGUAAGUGUUCUCUACAGCUUACUUUGAAUAAUCCAAACCCAUAACCCAAGCUUCUCUGCCUUCUUUGUUCGAUAUAUUUGGAAGCAAAACAUGUUGCAGCUUUGUAGCUGUUUGACCGCCCUGGAAUCUCACAUCUAUUGUCGUUUGUUUUCGUCUGAAACUUUCGCUUGAGUAAGUGAUUUCUAUGAUUUCCACGAGAUAAAGUGAUUUGCAUGUUCCUCUCCCCUCUGUGAAAGCCAAAUGAAGUCUCUUCUGAGCUAGCUGAGGUCAUUGCCGACGGCAAAUUUUGAAAUAUCCUUAAAAUUCUGACCAUAAAUCAGUCUUUGGUACUCGUUUGAAUGUUUCAGUUAGUCCGUUUGAAAUGGAAUGCAAAUGUUAGAGGCCUCGUAAUUUUCGUUCCAAAGGUGAGGGGGUUAAAUAGGUUAACGGUCGACGGAAUUAUUUUACUCGGAUAUCGGAUUCAGAGCGAAAUUUUAGCGUAUUUGUGGAUCCUGGAAUUGCAGCGGUUCGCGGUUUUAUCGAGUUUUAGGAUCCGGAUUUUGGAUUCUGCUUGUGAGGAUCGGAAGUUCAGAUCGUGCAUUUGAAGGAUAUAUAUAUAAUCGGCAUAAUAUUUACAUACUGUAAAAUUUUACGCCAGUAACCAACGGCGUAUUUUAUUCCAGUCUGUAGUGUUUAUAUGUAAGAUUUUACUAGCAAACGGCGUAAUUUCGUCCAGUCAAUACUUUAAAUACUGUAAGAUUUUACGCCAGUAACUGACGGCGUAAAUUCUUCCAGUCGGUAGCAAUUGUAAGUAGGAUUUUACGCCGUUAGUUAUUUAACGGCGUAAUUUCUUUCAGUCGGUAGUGUAUAUAUGUAAGAUUUUACGCCACUAACUAACGGUGUAAUUUCUUCCAGUCGGUAUAUUAUAUACUGUAAGAUUUUACACUUGUAAAUAAUGGCGUAAUCUCUUUCAGUUGGUUGUGUUUAUAUGCAAGAUUUUACGCCAGUAACUAAUGGCGUAAUUUCUUCUGGUCGGUUGUGUUUAUAUGUAAGAUCUACUGAUGGCGUAACUUCUUCCAGUCUGUUGUAUUUAUCUGUAAGAUUUUCGCCAAUAACUAACGGCGUAGUUUCUUUCAGUCCGUUGUGUUUAUAUGUAAGAUUUUACGCCAGUAACUAACGGCGUAAUUUCUUCCAGUCGGUACUUUAAAUACUGUAAGAUUUAAGGCGCCAGUAACUGACAGCGUAAAUUCUACUAGUCGGUAUUGUUUGUAUCUAAGAUUUUACGCGAGUAACCAACGGCGUAAUUUCUUUCAGUCGGUAGAGUAUGUAUGUAAGAUUUUACGCCACUAACUAAUGGUGUAAUUUCUUCCAGUCGGUAUAUUAUAUACUGUAAGAUUUUACGCUUAUAACUAAUGGCGUAAUUUCUUCCAGUCGGUCGUGUUUGUAUGCAAGAUUUUACGCCAGUAACUAACGGCGUAAUUUCUUCUGGUCGGUUGUGGUUAUAUGAAAGAUUUACUAAUGGCGUAAUUUCUUCCAGUCUGUUGUGUUUAUCUAUAAAAUUUUUCGCCAAUAACUAACGGCGUAAUUUCUUUCAGUCUGCUGUGUUUACAUGUAAGAUUUUACGCCAGUAGCUAACGGCGUAAUUUCUUUCAGUCGGUAGUGAAAGAUUUAAUGCCAAUAACUAACGGUGCAAUUUCUUUCAGUAGGUUGUGUAUAUAUGUAAGAUUUUACGCCAGUAACUAACGGCGUAAUUUCUUCCAGUCGGUUGUGUUUAUAUGUAAGAUUUAAUAAUGUAAUAAUUUAAUAAUUGUAUAUAUUUACUAUCCAAAAGAAAGAAAAUGAAAGUAGUGGAAUUAUUCUUCUCAGAACAUUAAAUACGACAUUCACACCUUAUUAUGCUGAACACAAUGUUAUAUUUUCAAAAACAGCUGUGUUGUGUAGGAGCUACAUUAAUAUUAAAAGUACAUUCUUGAAACAAUUUUUAAACUUUAGUAGUUGGAAGUACACUUUCUUAUAAUGAAAUUAAAGCCAAAUUUUAUCUUGCUGAGCAGGUAACUGUUCACAGUCAAACAAACGUAUACAUAAGUGUGUAUGUGUCCCAGUAACAGAAGGGUUAGAUAUACCAUUUAAAGUGUAUUUUAUCAGAACUAGUUUCUGUGUGGUCAAAUAUAUGUAUAUAGUUAAGUCAUGUCCUCUCAUUGUUACAUCCAGAAAAUCUGUUUCCUUCUCUUAAUUGAUUUCAUUAGUGUAGUCACAGACUUAACAUGGUAAAGCUUUGCUGGAGGAAUACAAAAUCAGCUGUAGGAUACUAUACAGUGCGUUAAAAACUGUAAAAUCAUAUUGCCUUUAGGGUGAGAGAAAACCAUUUGAUGAGGUUGUAAUACAUUAUGGAGACCCUCAUGCAUUUGGACAGUCACCUAUCACCUUUUUAAGACAGGUUGGUACAUGUAAAUGCAUGCCAGGAAAGUUAAGCCUUUUUUGGCUGAUGUUGUCUGUUUAGUGGGUUAAAUUCACAACUUCACAUUACUGGACCUUGUUACAACUAAAGUUACUUUUCGGUUGCCUCAUCUCGGUAGACAAAAAUACUGUAAACUCUUUUAUGAGCCUUGCUCUUCAAUAAGCCCUCUCUUUUGUGAACCCCCUUUCUUAUAAGCCACUCUUUAAUAAGCCCUCUCACUCAAAAAAUCCGCCUCUCUUAUUAAUCCCCUCCCAGUUAAGCCCCCCUCCCUCUCUUACAACUCUGCUCCUCAUCCUUUCCCUCGACAAAAUCUUGAAAAAUGGAACGUGGAAAAACGCCAUAUCAUUGUUUAAGUCUGUAUUUGUUACUGUUUCAAAAAACUGAUGGUUUGCACCAAAGUACAUGUAAUAGAUUCUAAUUUUACACAGUAUUUCUUGCAAGUGGACACCAUUCCAAAAAAAAAAAAGGAAUCAUUCCAUUGUGGGCCCUUAGUGUGUUUAACUUAACCUCCUCUAUUAUGCUACAUCUCUAAAAAUGUCUUGGAUAUUUAUCUGAAUGCUUUGGAUGUCUAAUAAUUAGAUUGAUUAGAGUAUAUUCUACUCAUUAUCCAUUAUUUUAAACCAACAAGAGGACUACUAAGGAAAUUAUUCGUAUCUUUAGUGUUUAGCCUGCCUCCUUUGUCCACAAUUUCUCAAUGACCCACAAUUCCCAAAGGAUGUAAAGGAAAAGGCUCGCAGAAUCCUUAAAGCAACACCAGGUUUUGCCAUAAGUAGGUAGCAAAUUCAUUCUUCUUAAGGUUCUAUGAGUAAGUUUAGUAACAUUAUGUUUUGUUUGAUGGUAUUUUUUGCUUUUUUUUUACCCCUCUCCUUUACUUUGUGCUGCUUUGGGAUAAGCACGGUAGGACUUGAUUUGUGCUUUUGGUAUUUGGUGCUCUAUUGUACUUUUCAACCUUCUUUGUUUUUGAUUUACAAUUUGAUUUUUCUUUUUUGUAACUGAUUAUUAAUCUAUUCAGAUACCUCAUUUUCAUAACCUACCUAAACCCAAGGGUUGCACCACAGGAGCAAAACGGAGAUAUAUAUGUAUUUUCUUGAGUUUAUACCAUACAUGUGAAAAGUGUGUUGUGAACCUUUUCAGUUUCUGAGUGGUGCAUACUAAACAGUUUUUCAACUCAGUGUCGGUGAAAGCAGGGGCAGAUCUAGAGAAGGGGUGUAAGAAUUAUGCACCCCGCUUUCCUCACCCAAGUUGGGUCUAAGUUCACCUGACGUUAUUCCCUAGUCAUAAACUUACUUCCAUCUUCGUUGCUCGCUUUUUAAGGCCCAUUUUUACCCUUGGUGCAACGCGCGCCGCGACCCAAUUUCGUACAACACGAAAUUCCAAGAUUACUGAAAACCUUCUAAAACCGUCUUUCUCAAGAGCCAUCCUGGACGUAUAGUCAAUUGUUUUAUGGUAAAUACAUUCGCCGUCCGUCAUCUUACAGUUUCCUUACAGUAUUUUGAAUUUUGAUUGCUAGAAUAUGAAGAAAAGUUGUUUCAAGUUUCACGCUUGGAUCUCUUCGUGCUCUGUGAACAGGGCCGGCGAAAAGGACAACGUUCGAAUUUUUUCACUUUCUAGAAGCGCUUUUGGAUUCUAAAUAAAGAUAAAAUAUUUUCCAAUAGAAAUAAGUUUUUUUCAAAGAGAAAUAUGGAAAAUAUCAGACUGCCGGGUGUUGAGUUAUUCAAGUUAUUCGGAGGUGUUUGAAGAAAAUUUUCUAAGUGUCACGCUUGGAUCUCAUCGUACUUUUGUUAUAAAUAAUUUCCUAGCACUCGUCGUUCUGUUGACUAUUUCUUUUGUUCACUCUUUAUUACGCAAGUUAUAACAACGGGGACUAGCUCUGAUCUUGACUUACACAACACAACACUGUUCUAUUUUGUUCUAUCUCUGAUUGAAAGAUACUGUGCACUAGCUUAUAAAGGUGGCACUAAAGGUGACACUACUUAGCUGUCAAUCUUCUUCAAUCGUCAUCAUUCUAUCUCAAUCAGCGAAUCACGUUAAGUUACGUACGACAGACCCUGCAUAAUAUGUUUGCGUCUUCGAGUUUACGUAGUUACAAAAUCAUUUUCUACCCUAAAUUUCUUACAUUUACGAUUAAGAUCGACCAGAACAGAAGCAAGAUUGAUAAUAUAAAAAUUAUAAUAUACUUAGUAACUGAAUUAAAAUCAUACUUGAAAAGGUAUCUUAAAAGAAAACUGUCCUUGAAGGUUGUUACAUAACAGCAGAGUAAACACAAAAUUCGAAGAAGGAAAGUACCGCCCCUAAGAAAACUACGUGCUAUUCGCAUAAGUUAUCUGAUUACAAAUUCAGUGCGGCAGAUGAAAGUACUUCACGUUUACACCUUAAAUCACCUCUAAGAAAAAGAGUUGUCGAAUGUUUUAAAUUAAAAACUGAAAACUAUUGGCUGCCGGAAGCGCUUGAGGAUUGAAAGUAAAGGUAGAACACUUUCGUAUAAAUAUUUUUAAAAAAUAUCGGACUUCCGGACGUAUAGUUAUUUUAAGACCAUGUCCGGCUGCCGGACGUUUAGUCACUUCAUUGCAGGAACGUCAGCGACACUGACAGCUUGCUUUACAGUUCUUAUUUGCUAGUUUGCAUGGAUAACAACCUCAAUCACUCUUUCGAGCGCAAGCUCUUCUUCACGGGAAGGAAACUUCAACUGACCCUUGGUACUAUUUAAGAAGGAUGGCAAACUUUAAUAACAAAAAAUUGGUGUAAGAAUGAAAACGUGGUGGAUCAAGAUUUUCACCUGACCUUCCUCGGAAUGCUCGAAAGGAGUUUCGUGUUCUUCUUCAGCAACAACCGACCCAUAAGCGUUUACUACCUCGGAAUCUACUAAAUCAAUGGAUUCAUCUGAUUCCAUACCGGACUAAAACGUAGAGUAUUGUUUUAAACAGAAUUAUUUUGACAAGUUCACCAAACUCAUCGGAGAAAACGCAGGAGCUAUUUUGAGACAACGUGGCAAGGUUAAAAUAACUGACCAAUCAGAUUCGCUAUUGAAACAAAAGCUGUGGUUCAACACAAAAAAAAAAACGAACGACCGCGUUGCAUCAAGGUUGGAAAUGGGCCUUUAAAAUCAGUUUACGUCACUCGUCUUUUACGUCAUUCUCUAAUGGUCUACCCACUCUUAAAAAAAUCUUGGACCCUAACCCCUGGAAAGUGUUUGGAAAUUAUCCACUCCACUGUGGUGGAGUGUAUCUUUUAUUAGGUUCGUACACAAACACUUUUGGAUUAAGACUCAUUCGCGAGGAUGUAGCCAAAUACAUUUCCAGAAGAGAUGGUUACCCAGCUGACGUUGAUGACGUCAUUUUAACUAAUGGAGGGGCAAUAGGAAUCCAGGUUAGAGACUAGAACUCUUUCUACUGGGUUGCAGUUUAUCUGCUGAUCAAAGUCGUGUGUCUGCUUAGUUCUAUAUCAGGUGUAAAACGUGACGAGGGCGACAUGUGGUUAGAGCGAAAACUGUGGUUUACGUAAGCCGACUAGACAAGUUUGCCAUUUUGAAAUUUAGCGUGACCAUUAACAUUUCAGAGUAGCAACUGUUGCAGAUAUCAGUCUUUUCAGGUUGCCUACAUGCCUCAGACUGCGACAACUUUACUUUUAAAACGAUGCAUAGAGUAGAGCAACGUUUGAGGCACGACGCCGAGAAAUCUUGUGAAGUAUUUCCAUUUAAGCAUUUCAGUUUGAAAGGGUACAUCGAAGAAGGAGAAGAAAUUCCAAUAAGAUGGACUUUAGUAGCGAAUUUGUAUGUGUAUGUACAAUGUAGACCCGCCUACGUGCGUUGGCUGUAACUUAGUGUGGCAGUGUUUGUGAAAAGUAGUACUUUAAUUUGGAUGACCAGAAAUACUGCGAUUACCACGCAAGGUUUGUUUCGUCUCUGUGAAAUUGUCAUUUUCUUCGUAAUUUUCUUCUACAGAUAGGCCUAGCAUCACUUGGUACUGAUAUGCCGAACGGCAAACUAAAGCCAGGGCUUAUGAUUCCCAUUCCAGUUUUUCCUCAGUACAAGUCCAGGAUUGUAGAAUUCAACCUCUACGAGGUAAUGCUGACGUUGUGUUGAAUACUUACAUUCCGUAUCUCUUUACUGAUUCAUUUGCAUACUCAGUUUAACGUUUCUUAUUCUUUGUAUCUUAGUGCUUCAUUAUUGGACAAGUAGAACUUAACAAAAGAAAAAAUAAGAAUAUAUGAAGGUCUGAUAUCAAUCAGUGAUUCAUGUAGAUUAAAGUCCAUAAGAGGAAUGACCCAGCUUAUGAUUGCUGUGCUAAAACUGAUCUUUCUACUCAGAUCCCUUAUUAUUUGGAGGAAGAAAAUAACUGGUCUUUUAACAUCGGUGAAAUGAAGAAAGCCAUAGAUAAGGCUAGGCCACACUGUGAACCAAGAGGACUGGUACUGAUUAAUCCUGGUAAUCCUACAGGUAAGACGUAUGUUUGUAACCAUGGUAAAUAGUGCUGUGGUUGGAGAUGAACUUGAUGUCGAAUGAGUACACAUGGAAAUAAUGAAAAUUAUUCAAAUGGAAGGCAUGGAAAAAAUAUUUGGCUCGAGGUCAUGAUAUACGGACUGAACGCAGCGAGGUCUGUGCGUCAUGACCGAGAGCCAAAUAUUUCAGCCUGACUAAAGUUAGUCAAUAAGCAUUUUAUCACAUGACCACUUAGAGUUGAAAAUUUUGAAAAUUUGGUUCAACCUAAGUAGGACGCGAUAUACGGGCGCACGCGGGAGAAUUAUAAAAAAUAUUCGGCAAUUAAAAAAUUUUUGCUUUGUUUUUUCGAGUCAGAGCAAAAAUAUCACAAUUCAUCAAAAGACGCAAUUGUGUUUUUACCCCUUUUUUUUCCUUCAAGUUUUUGCAAAAAAGCCGUGUGAGUGCGGGUUGAAUGGCUUUUUUCUGGAGCAACUCACGUCAAUCCGUCCGGUCGUACACAUUUCAGCUUUCACCAUGAUUUUCUAUGGGAUUGCACGCGCGGGGCUAGGCGGGUCAUAUGGUAAUUAUCAACUAUUCACCGAAGUGGAGGUGAAUAGCGGCGGAUACUUAGCUCGCUGCUUCGCGGUUCGGUGGAUAUCCACCACUUGUAAAAAUUAAACUCUUGACGCGUGAUUUUGUCUCAAAGGCUGCUCGGCUGCUUUUGCUCAUUUAUUUAUUUCUAUAUUUAUUACAUUUCCAAUAUUGCCUUUACAGCAGAAUCCACACGUGGCUUAUUGACACACUGUAAAAUUGUUAAAUAGUGGAUGCUGGAUUUGGUGUUGUUAUAAUUCCUGUGUUGUUCAACCGCCAUUUCGGAGGUCUCUUUAGCCUGUGAUUCGUCAUCCAAAUCAAUACCCGUAGGAUGACCUUUGCGUCUAUCUUUCAUAUUCAGGACAGAUUUUAAGCUACGACAACAUAAGGGAAGUCAUCAAAUUUUGCGUACGAGAGAAACUGGUUUUAUUUGCGGAUGAAGUGUAUCAAGAAACAGUCUUUAUAAAGGGAGUCCCAUUCCACUCGUGCAGAAAGGUUCUGAGGGACCUGGGAUCUGAAUACAACGACUUUCAAUUGAUGUCGCUCAACUCCGCUUCCAAAGGAUUUUAUGGCGAGUGAGUGGAGAGACCACAUUAUGAACAACAGUGCGGCUUAAUUAUUUGUACAAAAAUCAUAUUAUCAUCACAUAUUUUAACCCGUGUUUUCAUCUGAAGUUUUCGUUAAGAGACAGGGAAGGAAGGGGGACUUCACGGGUUGUUUGCGGUACGCCAAAAAUAUGUUUUAAGAUGUUCAACGUGAAAUUUCUUUAGAAGAUUUCUUAGCUUUUGAGUUCGUGAACGCGAUAUUUAAAAGAAAAUAUUCAAGAUGAAGGAGAUAAGCAAUUUUAAUAUUUCGUGUACUAACGCACAGUUUACCCCUCAACGUUUUCGCAAAUUUACAAAAAAAAAUCGAACAAAAUUUAUCGUGACUUGACCUUAUUCCACAUUUUUCUACCAGGCAGGAAUAGUUGAUAAGGUUUACACUGCUUAAAUUGGGGCGAAAGAACGAUAUGCAAACGCAGGGUAAAUACCGAAUGACAUACAUGUUCUUACGCAGGGUAAAUACCGAAUGACAUACAUGUUCUUACGCAGGGUAAAUACCGAAUGACAUGCAGGUUCUUAUAAGAAAUAUUUUCACUCUCCUUAAAGAACAUUUCAUUUAUUUUAUUUAUGUAGAUGUGGUUUGAGAGGAGGGUAUCUUGAGCUGGUCGGAUUCAGCAACGCAGUCAAAUCGCAGUUUAGAGAUAUGAUGUCGCCUAGUGUUAGUGGCUCGACUAUUGGGCAGGUAUUAGUCAAGUUUCUUAAUUUCAAACAUGUAAAUAACCACAUGAUAAGGCAUUCAGUUGAACAGAAACAGAACGGUCAGCAUGCCAAACCGUUUAACCGUCCAAUAAGUGUUAUCUCUUUUCACAAAAUGGGAGAUUUCACAUACAGAGGGAAGUACCAAACCACGCACCAGUACAUAUAUCUGCUGUACUGAAACGGCUUUUUGACUUCUAUUCAAGGACUGAUUGAAUUUUACAGUGUGUCAAACGCUACUUGAGAAAAAUACAAGAACAAAAGAAUUUACUUCACCUCGCUUGAUUUUUUUUCUGUUUUUAAGGCUGCCAUGAGCUUAAUUUGUUGUCCGCCUCAGCCUGGAGACGAGUCGUAUGAAAUUUUUAUACAGGUUUGUAGCGACGAUCUGGACCUUUCCUAACUUGCUGACAAGGAGAACUUGUUUAACAAUCAAGACCUUCUUUAGUUGAUGAUCAUUUCCUUUAUUCUCAUGACCUUAAAGUGUGACCCAGGGGUGAUAUUGUAAGGAGAAAUUAGAUGCAAGUCACUCUUAGGGGUUAAAAGGGUUAAAAGACUUUGUUUGCUGAUUUAGAUUGAAGUCAUGUUUGCUAAAUAAUUAUUGCGUAGUUAUACUGAAUAAAGUAAUUUUUUUACGAUUUUAAAAUUUGUUGCGUGAAACUCAUCAGAGACCAAAAUCAGUCAAUGAUGGUGAGGCAAACAAAUUUCCGUUUGUUUCUAAGGCUCGUAACAUAUGUACUUUGAACCUUGGAAACAAACGGAAGUUUAGGCCCGUGUUGAAGACAAAAAGAUUCCGUGACACCACAAUCACUUUUAAUUCCCUCAAAGUCUAAACUAGUUAAUCGGAAUUUUAUAUUUGAUCGACAUAUUCUAUUUAUAAAUGUACCAGAUGUACAAAACAAUUUUUUUAGAAACGUGGUUUAAACCACUUGUAAUUCUUUUUAAUGUUAUUAUUAUUAUUAUUAUUAUUAUUAAUAUUAUCCUAUGUAAUAAUCAUGUAAUUCAAUUUUUUAGUUGCAAAGCGAUUAUAAAUCUUAUCUCUACUUAACUCUCUAUCUCUCAUGAUCCUAUGAGAGACUUCGAUAUAUUUGUAGCUUUGUUUUGUAGGAGAAGACGGCCAUUUUGGAGUCUUACGAAAGGAAAGCGAAAAUUACCACUGCAAUGUUGAAUUCUUUAGAAGGAGUGACGUGUAAUGAAGUAACUGGUGCCUUGUAUGCUUUCCCCAGAAUUCGUCUUCCUCAAAAAGCUAUCGAGGAAGCCAAGGUGAGGAAGUGAGCUAUGGAUGUGACGAUAAGUUUACUCACUAUAACUCAGUAGAUACACAAAUGUAUUUCAAAGGGACGAACCUUCGAGAUGAUACUCGUUAUUUUUUUCUCAGUUCGUGAGCGGGCGGUAUUCUACAAAUCCUGCGAUCUGAUUGGUUCCGACAGCAGGUACUAGUCUCCCAUCCGGCCUGCUCUCAGCUGAUAGCGGGCGGUAUCUGUUUUGUGUUGAGUCGCUUUGCAGAACGUCUGUAGCUUCGUUGUAAUUAUUCAUUUUGUUUUGCCAGCUGGGCAGCAUUUUUAAGCGAAGACUUCGUUCACGACCUUUAACCGAUAAACUAUUCAUUAAUUCUCUCCUCUCUCUCUCUCUCUCUCUCUCUCUCUCUCUCUCUCUCUCUCUCUCUCUCUCUCUCUCUCUCUCCCUCUCAAAUCCCUUAAGUUUUUCCGCAAAUAUUAAUUUCAAGGUGAUUUUUUUCAUAUCAAAGGUUCUUUUUGAAGAUAUUGACACGCGGCCUAAAAACCGUCUGUAAUUUAAACAUACUUCACAUAAAGUAACUCAGAAACUUGUAACGAGAGGUAUUUGGGAUAGAAAAUUCCAUUAAUCAAUGUAACUUUCAUUCAUUUAAUAUCUGAAUUCUCCAAAACAAAUUGUUGGUUGUAAAACGUUGAACGAAGUGUUGAAGUCACCUUUAAAUUUACUUACGCUAAUUCUAAGCAAGUCCCUUGAAUUUUGAUAUUUCCAUAAUUGAACUGAGAAACCGAAACCUCGUGUCUAGCUGGAAAAAGCGUCUCAUUUGACUUAAGUUAACGUUUUAGGUAAAUCUUCGAAAAAGGCUGGAAGAUAAGAGGUAAAUCUUCGAAGAUUAAUCCUCGUUUUAAAUGAAUAAUACUUUCUGUAAGAUCUCUGAGCGGUUUUGAAGAAAAAAUCGUCGUAAGUAAGGCUGACAGUCAGUGUUUGGCACCUCAUCUAUUUGUGGACACUACUUUGUCAUUUGCCAACUUGGCGUCCAUCAGUGGGGAAAGGGUUGCGUUACGAGAAGAUCAUUUCUGUUUCUUUAAAUCAUUUCCGUUUCUCUUUAGCGUAAUAACCAUAACCCAGACGGCUUCUAUUGCUGGCAGUUGAUGGAAACAACCGGAAUAGUCCCCACUCCCGGAGAAAACUAUGGACAAAAGGAAGGAACAUACCAUUUUAGGUCAGUUUCAUUUUUCUGUGUUGUCCAUGAGAUGAGCAGCCCAAAUACAAAUACAGAGUUUAUAUCUUUUAAUGGGUAUUCCACAAUUUGCAAUCACAGGCUUGCCUCCUUUCCACUUGUUUUGUUCCUAUUUUCUUCUACUACAGAUUGACAAUUCUACCCUCUGAAGAAAAAAUUGCUCCUAUGUACGAAAGGCUGAGCAAGUUUCACAAGGAAUUCAUGGACAAGUACAAGGACAACAAAGAAAACUAAUAGUGAUUUCAAACUGAGAGCUCGUUUUUUGUUGAGUAUCUCUAUAUUUUUUUCCUGCUCUUUUAACUCAUUUCACGGCCAGUUCAAAGAGCAUUGUGCUCCAAUUACUGAGUUAUUACAGCAUUCCUGUACAUGUUGCAUAUAGUGAAGUGUAUAACAUAUUACUUAGCUCAUCUGCAUGCUGUAUCUGUCAUUCUACCAAAAAUCUAUCUGUCUCCCUUAAAAAAUAAUUGAUUUGAAGAGGGAGUAACAGUUCAUCCUGUAAUAUGAUCAUACGGUUCAAAAAAGACUACCGAAAAAGACUGUUGCAGUGGCGUGUCAGGGAGAGGGUCGGGGGAGGGGGGGGGACAGACAUGUCAGACAUGUGGGUAUUUUUACUACUAGUCUGAAAGCAAACGUUAAACGACAGGGUUGAGUGUUACUAAUCAACUAUCCCCCCACCCAUCAAAAAUGCUUGGAUCUGUACCUGUGUUGUUAGUGGCAGUGACUGACGUUUCGACAACCUGAGGCGGAAGUCCAAAUCAGAGUGACUUCGAUGAUGACUCCGAUGACGACUUCCGCUCUAGGACUACUCUUCUCCGGACGAUCAGAACCCAAAAUCAACUUUAUCUAAUUUUCUACCGUGUGAAUGGCUUCUCCACCAUUUUUGAAUCAAUUUGGUUAAGAGCAAGUUUAGGAGCAGUCAGUUUCCAUUAGGAGGUAGAGGAAUGAUUCGAGUUAUUUAUUUCGUCUUCAAACGGGUAUUGAAGAAAUGUAAAUACAUCAGUGUCAAUCAGUUGGUGAAAAGCCAAAGCAUGCAUAUGCAUUACAUGGUACUAGUGCAUGUUUCUUUUGCUUUUAGCUUUGGUGGUUGUCGUUGUUGUUGUUUUUUAUUUUAAUACUUGUACUGUGUUUGCACGCAUCUUCUGUAUAAUGAAAGAGCGAUAAUUGACUUUUGGGAAUAAGUUGUAAAAUUUUCUGCGUUUUGUUUGUUUCGUUUUACUUCUUCUGUGUUUCACUCCCCACCCUGGCCCCGAAAAAACGAAGAAGUAGACCAGCAAGCAAAGCGAGAUAAAGCGUGUACAUGGACUAG